GCGGAAAAUCAAGUCAUAUGGACUCAGGAGUCGGUUGUGUAACGUCUACGUACACAUCUACUAACCCAGAGUUGUAUUUCCGGGAUGGUAAACGCAGAACUGAUUAUGUCCUUGCUUAUCGGUUUUCCACGUCGAAAUAUAACGAUCAAAAUCGACGCCUUCUGUUUCUCAAUGAGCUAGCAAAGCAGAAAAUAGAAAUAGAAGUUGAAGAUUCUAAUGGUAAUUUACUAGGUGCUACUGUAGCAUCAAAUGAAGAUGAAUUUUCAUCAUUAACUCUCAAACCAUCAUUUGUACAUUUACAAACCAGUGUAUCUCUUCACCCCGGAGAACAUUCUGAACCUUUUAUGCCUACUUCAUCUAUUGAUUAUGUAGAACCAGAUAAACCAACAGAUACAAGUCCACCAUCGUGCAUGGAUCGUUAUCGUCACCAAGCUUUGGAUGAUAAAACAAUUUUGAUGACUCCAGAUAAUUUAGUCUUUGUCAAAUUACAUGCUUCAUGGGAAGCAAUGACAUACUAUGCAGAAUAUUUAAAAAUGCGUAAACCACUUCGUCAACUGGAAAACCGACCACCUAAACCUUCUGUUUUAAAAGAUUAUUUUAAAUGUAUACAAUUGGACAAAAAUAUUAUCAAACCGAUUGAUACAUGUUGUACUUGGCCAUUUUCGCUGAAUAGGCAAUACUUAUUUGAUAUACCAGAAAAUAAAGAUGAAUUUUUCACUGCGGUUGAACGAGCUCUUGUUUUAGAUCAUAUUCUGCGGCGUACCGGUUAUAAAUCAGAGGAUUUAGUGAAUACUGAAGAUCUAUAUGAACCUAGCAUUAGUGAUAUAGUAACAAGUCAUGACCUUGCAGAUGAAAACUCGGGAUCAUCGAAUCAAGCUAAUUCAUUGUAUGUAAUGGCGACAAAAAAUCUAGGCAUAACUAAACUGAUUUCUGAUGGAAUUUUCUCAGCUGCUUAUCCAUUACAUGAGCCAACUAAAAAGUUAUCAUUAAUAACUUUACAACAAAAAACAAUAUCUCCCAGUUGUUAUGGGCCUGCUGGUAAGACACUGGCGCCGACCGAAUUCAAUAAUCGAAUCUUACUUCAACGUUAUUGGGCUUCAUACAAAAUGUUGUUCAAAUGUCAACCUAUCAGUUAUAUUCGACAUUAUUUCGGUGAAGCUGUGGCUUUUUAUUUUGCUUGGCUUGGUUUCUACACAGCUUGGCUUUUACCAAUCGCAAUAUUGGGAAUUAUGGUUUUUCUAUUCGGUUUAUUGGAUUUAAAAUCCGACUCGAUUAUUCAUGAAGUAUGUGAUCUCGGUCACAAUAUAUACAUGUGUCCACUAUGUAAAUCAUCGAAAUGCAAAUUUUGGACUCUGGACAGAUCUUGUUUACGUACUAAGUUAAUGCGAUUAGUGGAUCAUGAAGGGACUGUCUUAUUUGCUGUGGUUAUGUCUUUGUGGGCUGUAAUAUUUUUCGAAAUGUGGAAACGUAAACAAGUCUCAUUGGCUUAUCGUUGGAAUGUAUACUCGCUGGAACCAAUGGAUCAACCGCCGAGACCAGAAUUUAUGGCAUUACUUAGUAAAAUGUGUCCUCGUAAAGUGAAUCCUUUAACAGGAUUUGUGGAACCAUUUAUUCCAUUUUGGCGACGUAAAGUACCAAUUAUCUUUCUCAGUUUCUCUACUGUUCUGUUAACUGUGAUGCUCACAUUAGCUUUUCUUGUUGGUGUGGUUUUGUACAAAUUAGUGAUCAAAGCAAUUCUGUACCGUCAUCAUAAUCCAAUGGUACAAAGUACCUCUGGUAUGAUUGCUACUAUGACUGGAUCUUUUGUUAAUUUAGUGACAAUAUUCUUUUUAAAACUAAUUUAUGAUCGUAUGGCCAUUAAAUUGACUGAUGUUGAACAUCAUCGUACACAAGUGGAAUAUGAUAAUAGUUUAACGCUAAAAUUAUACCUAUUACAAUUUGUCAAUUAUUAUUCGUCAAUAUUUUAUAUUGCAUUUAUACAAGGUCCAACUUCAGCUGUUCCUGGUAGUGAUCAUAUAUUAAUUCAGUCAACUGGUUGUGAUCAAGGUGAUUGUCUUUUCGAAUUAUUCAUACAACUAGUUAUAAUUAUGGUUGGUAAACAAAUAAUUGGUUUUAUUCAAGAAUCUUUAAUGCCUAUUCUAUGGAAAUUAUUUUUUAAAUUUCGUUCAAUGAAACGUUCAUCUCAUUAUGCUAAUAAUAUGAACAGUAUAAAUUAUAAUGAACAAAAUUCAGUGACUACUUCCCUUUUACCAGCAAAAUAUCGUUCAUUACGUGGACGAAAUAUUCUAUGUCGUGCUGAUUUUAAUAUGUUAGAUCCUGGAUCUAGACCAUUGUUUAACGAAUACUUAGAAAUGAUGAUUCAAUAUGGAUUCAUUACUAUGUUUGUCCCUGCAUUCCCACUUGCACCACUAUUUGGUUUAUUAAACAAUUUGUUUGAGAUUCGUGGUGAUGCUAAAAAAUUGAUGAAUCAAUAUCGUCGUCCAGUUCUUGAAAGAGUUCAAACAAUUGGUAUAUGGUUGUCGAUCAUUACCGUUCUCGCAAGCAUUGCUAUUCGAACUAAUGCUUGUAUUAUUGCAUUUACUACACAGUUUAUUGACCGAUGUGUAUACCGUUAUACUUAUAGUCCAGAUGGUACUAUGAAGGGUUUUGUGAAUUUCACUCUGUCCUAUAUGUCUACAACUCGUUUUGAUGUUCCAACUAAUGAAACUUAUUGCAGAUAUGAUUCUUAUCGUUCACCCCCUUGGUCUUCAGAACCAUAUGUAUUCACUUCAGUUUAUUAUCAUGUGUUGGCAGCUAAAUUCAUUUUUGUUUUUGCUUUUGAAACUAUAGCAACUAUUCUAACUAAUGUGAUCAUGGCAGCUGUACCGGAUGUCCCUAAACGUGUCAGAAGGCAAAUAUUUCAUGAAACCAAUAUUACAAAUGCAAUUAUUUUAAAUGCAGAAGUUGGCAAUCAACAAUACAAUAAUGCGAUUACAAAAGAUGUAAACUUUCAGAAAAUUUUCAUGUUAAAACAACAACAUGAGAAACUUCAAUCUAGUAAUUGUAAUAUUAAUAAUGAAGUGAUUGAGAACAACGAUCAAGAAGGAAAUAUCGAUGGAAAUGAAACUUGUUCUCAAUCGCUUGUCUAUAAAUAUGUGAGUUUUGAAAGGCCACCUGUUACACUGGUAAGUAUUUUCAUUUUGGAUAGUGUAUUAUUAGCCUAUAUUCUAACAUAUUUCUUAUAAUGGCUGAAUUCAUGAGUGAAUAUAAGCUAGACCACCAGUGAAAACCCGGAAGCAUUAGACGGCCGUUUCGUUCUAGCGUAGGACUCCUCGACAGUGCUCAUUCGCGAUUCCGCACUCGGGACUCGAAUCCAUGAACUUUCGUCUCGCGCGAACACUCAACCUCUAGACCACUGAGCUUGCAUCUGGUGGUAUUACUCAUCAAUGAACGGUUGUAUUAAAAGCUAUUCAAAUUGGAAGGCGAUUCAGAAUUAUUAUAGUUAUGUAUAUGUGUAACACUAAUUUAUGAGUUUUAAACAUGUAUAUACAGUCAGUUAUUUUGAAAAGCGAAUUGGAUUUUACUGACAAAGAGUAUAUUUCUUUAAUAUUAUUUAAGAUAUACAUAUUAGUAUGACGCCAUGAUGAGAAACUGAUUGAAAAGAAAUAUUUUCUUGCUCUAUUUGUCUUUUUAUUGGAAGUAAUAACCGUUUAAUUGAGCAUAACCAUAUGUUUGCUCACAGUUAAGUAUUGUAAGUGGAAAAUUUAUGUAACAUUGCAAAAGCUUCCCUUUAAUGACAUCCUUUUCCAUCGCAUACGUUUUAUUGUAAUCACUCCUAGUUUUCUUUUUUCUAAAAGCAAAUCAUAGGGGAAUUCUAUUAGUUUCGCUCUAAGUUGACGAUACUUUGUGAUAAGUCGAUACUAUGAUAUGUGAAAUCAAUCGAAACUAUGAUAAGUAUCGUUAUUCAUUUAUCCUUUGGAUAAUAACGGUCCUAUUACAUCGCUAGCGUACAUUAGUUUACGAAUAUUGGUCAUCUGUUUCUAACUCAACGACACAGUGAUAACAAAUUGCUCUGUAGUUUAAAGGUCUUGAAUUCCAUUUGACAUGAACAAUAGUACUUUCUGCUAGAGAGUUUCAAACUAAGACAUCAGACUAUUGUUUGUCAAAUUUAGAUAUUAGACAUCUAUCUGCAAGAUUUGAAGAGGUGGAUUGAAAUCGCAUUUAUCCAGGGAUUGUUAUCAGUUAAUUUCCCUACAAAUCUUUUGCCUAAACACUAAGCAUUUGUUCAGUAAUGAUUGACUUUGUGAUUAGCUAUAGUUGUAGCAAGGCAUUGUGUCUGAUGUUAGCAGUAAAGCAGUUAACUACUGUUAUAUCUAGAAAUGGUUGAUUUACUUGAUAUAACUCGUACAACUGAACACACGAACGCCCAAACCCUUCCAAGUCGCAAAGAGAAGACAGAAGACUAGUGAAAGGAAUGUUAUUCCAAACAGUGUCAAUUAUGGGUACAAAUUGUCAGGUAUUUAUAGUUUUAGUAAGAAUAAAAAUCAUCAUUAUAGUCCUCCAAUCCGCAUACAGGGGGUUAUUAGCCUUGUCUAAUCGGGAAGCUACACGUAGGGAUUCUAGAAUAUCCUUCCUAACGGUGAUUGGAUGGAAUAUCUUCGGCUCCUUCUGAGCCUCUUAUAGCUUCCUCGAGUUCACCCGUGGUCCGUCGUCACAACUACCACGCUACAUCGUGAAUUGACCAUAGUUGGAAAUGUAGACCACUAUAUGUAUCUUCAGUGAUCUAAAUGGUAACGCGCUAACCGUAGGCUUUGAGGAUCCUAAAUUCUAUUCUAAAGAGUGUUGUGGGUGUACGCAUAUUGCAGAGGAGUUCCAUACUAAGACAAAAUGACUGUUUACUGCUUCAUAUAAGUGAUACUAAUCCACAACAAAAUUCCACUUCAACAUUGUACACUAUCAUUCACUUCUUUAGGCAUGAAAUAUUAGCACCUAAAAUUCAUUUGUAAACAUGAAAAUAUCUCACCCUUUUACUUCUGUCCUAUCCAUUUUCUUUCUUUCUUUCUUUCUCCAUUCCUAGUCAGCACAAUCAAUGCAUCUUACUGUGCCUAAUUUACAUGAUAAUCGACCGUCUAUUGGAUUCGAUAAUUUAAGCAAUCAUAAUAACAGUGAUUUAAUUUAAAAGCCAAACUUAUAUAAUGUUUUUUCACAAUGUUUAUCCUAUUUUUUGUUCAAUAUUGUCAUUCUUUCAUUUGAAUUAUAAAUAGUUCAGUUUCUACUUCGCUCAUUUAUUUGUUUAUCUUGCCUACUACAUAUUGUGUUAUUAUCAUUAUUAUUAUUAUUACGUAGUUUGUUUUAUUCUGUUUUGUUUUCUCUUUCUAUUUAGUGAUUUGUACAUUAUUGUUAUUUUUUUCAUAUUUAACAAGUAAUGAAGAAAAAAACAUUUUUUUCUAGCCAAUUCAUUUGCUUGCUAUUUGUACCGAAUGAGAACAAUCAUAUCUGAUAAUACAUUAUUGAAUCACAGCAACGACAUUUUCAUUUCAUAGAAUGAAAUAUUCAUUAGAAAUACACCAUUGUUUUAACAGUUAAUGUUCUAACAGAUUUUACUAUUUAAUGACUC
Messenger RNA from Schistosoma spindalis, 5596 nucleotides. NCBI's taxonomy places the organism in Eukaryota, Metazoa, Platyhelminthes, Trematoda, Strigeidida, Schistosomatidae. The record is from the annotation of a GenBank genome assembly.